UGAUGAUGCUCCUGAUGUUGCAAAUAAAAUUAUAUUAAGGAAGCCAAGUUACACGUGGUAUUAAAGGUAAAAGAUAACGACAUCAACGCGCAAUAAAUCGUAUCACAAAGCGCCAAUAGAAUCCAGAAAUUCGAAAUGGCGCCUGUGGGCAGCGAGUCGCGAGACGCCAGUGCGGCGCGACGCAGCUCCAGCGCGACGAGCAUUGGGCACUACAUCCUCGGAAAAACCAUCGGAGAGGGGACCUUCGGCAAAGUGAAGUUGGGAACGCAUAUACUGACUGGAGAGAAGGUCCUUUUUUUUGUAUUUUUAGAUAGUAGUCUUCGUCCCUCCUACUAGCCGUCCUUGAUCAACUUCAUCUUAUAAUCACCUCCACUCUCCCACGACUCCCUCUCGUGGUCCCAAUAUUUGAUAAAGGUCGCUCAAAGCACUAAAUAAAACAACCGGUUCGACGUUUUUACCUCUAGCGUGUAGCCCCUUCAAACAAAAUAAAGGUCGCCGUGAAAAUCCUGGAGAAAGAGCGGAUAGUCGACGUUGCCGAUGUAGAAAGGGUGGCAAGGGAGAUCCACAUCCUGAAGCUCAUCCGACAUCCUCAUACUAAGGCUUCGCCUAAUCCACCUCUGUAGACAUCCUUCCAGCAUAUGCGCCCCAAUAGAUACAAGGGAGCUGCAGACGUUGGGGACGCAUAUGCAGCUUGAGGGAUUUCCACAGGGAUGAUGAAAAGAGCAUCUCCUCUAAUCAAAUAAUACAGCUGUAUGAAAUCAUAGAGACGCCGAAGCAACUUUACUUGAUAAUGGAGUUUGCGUCCGGCGGUGAACUCUUCGACUACAUCGUGUCCAGCUGCAGGGUCAAGGAGAAGGAAGCGGUAUUUAGUUCAUCGAAACUUUCACUUUGUUCAUAUUACGUAGUGUUCAGAGGACAUUUUUUAGAGAUCUCGAAUGGAUGGCGUUAAGCAAAAGAUUGAACACUGAUUUUUUUAGCAGUUGCACUGCUCAAAAGGGGAGAAAACUCAACAUCGUCUACACAUCACAGGUAAAAUUCUUCCAUCAAAUUCUAAACGGGGUCGAAAAAAUCCACUCAAUGCGGGUCGUCCAUCGGGAUUUGAAGCCUGAAAACCUUCUGCUAGACGGUCAGAAGCACAUCAAGAUCGUCGAUUUCGGUCUCAGUAACACCUACAAGCCAGGACAACUUCUGAAGACGGCUUGCGGGUCGCCGUGCUAUGCGGCGCCGGAAAUGGUAGUCUUGCUAGAAGUACAUCUUUCCGUUGCUUCCUCUUGUAGUUCCUGAACAUCAAUGUGCUAUUGUUAUUCUCGUCUCUAAAAAAUUUGUCACACCCACAGAUCGCCGGCAAGAAAUACGUUCCAAUCAUGUGUGACGUCUGGUCAUGCGGGGUUAUCCUGUUUGCGCUCGUUUGUGGGUAUUUGCCAUUUGAAGACCAGAAUACGGCUGCCUUGUACAAGAAAAUCCUGGGUGCUGAUUAUCAGACACCGAAAUUCAUUAGUGAGUCCGUAACGGACCUCAUAGGCCAGAUGCUGACGACAGAUCCGCAGAAACGAAUUACCUGUGCGCAAAUUAGAAAACAUCCAUGGUAAGUGUACGAUGACUUUGAGAUUUUGAGAUUGAUCUACUUGAUAAGUUCUUCCUAAAACUAGGUGGUCUGAGUUUUCGACCCUUUGCUGUGACCACUCCAACCUACAACUACAGUGUAUGUGUAAAUGCAAAGAUCAUGAAUAUGAAAGGAAUAUCUGUUAUCAUUAUCAAGUUUCGUAAGUAGGAAACAAGUACGAUAAUGAUAACAGGUUUUGGUUUCAUAAUGAAUGAGUUAGUAGUUCUUCUGCUCGUUUUCCAGCUCCACCAACCUCUUGCUUGUGGUCUUCAGGUACCAAGGCCUCUUCGGUCCUUACACGGAUUACGCAGCCCGACCACCAGAUAUUCAGUUUCUCAUCGGUCGAGGCUGUGAGGUGCCUGACUGUCCCUACUGCCUCCAUAGCCAGACGAAAGAAGGCGGAAUUCCUAUAGAGGAGGACAUAGUUCAGCAAUUGGAAAAGUAUGGGUUUCCGAGAGGUAAUGUUUUUUUUCCUUUGGAUUUUGACAACAUCACUAUCACUUCUAAGUGUUAUAAAGGAAUUCCCUUUUGGUGCUUUUUCUUGCAGGAACUACUUUUAAAAAUGAAGACUCCUCGAGGACCAUCUUCCCACAGAAUACGCCCUGAAGUGCCUCGAGAUGAACAAGCACAACCACGUGACCACCACCUACUACCUGCUCGCACGACGCAAGUUCCGCGCGAUCAUGUCUUCGGACGAGGAAGGCACAGUGUCAGCCGCGGAUGUGGCUCAACCUAUGGCCGCGUUCGACCUCCAACAAGGCAAUUGGCCAGGUGAGGGGGUUCCGAUAUACUCGGUCAACACGAAUCCGCAAAUACAUCAACCUGGUAGGGCUUUGAAUUGGGAACUUCCAUUUGGCAACGGAGCAUAUCAAACCUGUAGCAGUGGAGAAGAGCAUUCAGCGGGAGCUGGAGGAGGUGGUCAGCAGCAGAGAAGUGUUAAGGGUCCUCGUUUCCAAGAAAUUGCAUCCUGCAGUAGCAUCCUUGACGACAUAUUUUGGAACAAUGAUUAUAUAUAGGAACUAGAAAAUAGAGGCCAAGUAGGAUUUUCUUCUGAGGAAUGCAAAAAUGGCGUAACCACGACCUGCUCUAAUAGUGUGUAUGACCAGCAUGGGAUGGAUGUAGCAAUGAUGAGUGCUCGCGGAGAACAUCAACCAGGAGUCGUGAAUCAUCUCGGGAUAAGAGCACCUGUUGGUAGUACCGUACCUGGAACAGCACAGCAUAGCACACACCUGCACCAACUCUUCGUAGGUGCGGCGCCAGCGUCAGGGAGUACGAGUGCACGAGGGCCGCGAAGUACGUCUAGAAGUGCAGGAACGAGACGUGGUGGGUCGUCUACUGCGCGUGGGCCAGCACCGUCCACCUCUAGUGGAGGAGGAGCGCGACCAGCCAGUCACGAUGGACGAGGGAUGAUAGUGGACCCGGCGUACCAUUACAGCGGUUACAAGGCUGGAACCACUGUACCUGGUGGAGGAGGCGGAAACGCUACUUAUAGUGCGAGUGGGGCUGUUAUGUUGAUACUACCUGAUAUCUACUUAAUCAUCUUUGUAUUUCACUGUUGAUGUCACUGGUGGUACUACAAGUACAACAAGAACAACUUCUUCUAGUGCUUUUUAACCUCUACCUUCUACUGCUUUUAACCUCUAACCUUAACCACGAGACCUCUAUUUGCAUCUCUGCCUGCGCAUACUACCAUGAAAACCUCCUCGUCUAAUGAAAGCGCCGGCUCCGGCGGCGGCUCUAGCAAAGUGCCCAACGGAUACGUGACGCCACGUGGCUACGGUUACGCAAAGCCAACGUAUAGUAGUACUGCCUCCAGACCCUGGAGCGUGAAAGCGCGUGGAACCUCAACGGACCCACAAGGAGCGGCCGCCAGCGGAGGUGGAGGGGCUUCGCCGCACGUCCAGUUUCAACCUAGAAGUACACGAGCAGGAGGUGCGACAGGGGGCAAUAGUAGCAAUUAUGAACGAUGAUCAACAUUUGAUGAAUAAUAGGACAAGUAGGACAACGAUGAUCAUUUGAUGAAUAGUAGAAGUUGUAGAAGUUAUAGACCACAAUCUUGUGCAGUAGUAGAACAUGAAUACUUUAAAUUGUUUAGAAUAAAUAAAUAGAUCUUUCUUGUUCUUAAUCUUGAAAGCAAUCUUGAAAUAAAGAAGUUGUAUCCAUUCUUCUACUAAGUUGUAUAAAUAAAUAUAUUCAUCUACUUGUUCAAACAUGAUCUUCUAAUUCCGCAACAACAUGCACGUCGGGCGUUCGAUGGUCACAACGCCACGUAGUGCUGGCGCACCCUCGAUCCCUAACAGACCACAGUCCUCUUCCUCUAGGAAUCAACAGCGGAAUAAAACCGUAGUAUCCACCUCUAUGAAAGAAAAAAGUGCACUCACUCUCACACUCAAGGAUUCAGGGCAGCUUCUAGGAUUCAAGUACUAGGAAAGUAGCUAGUACUUCCUUGGGUGUGAGUGCACUUUUUCUUUUCAUAUCCUCCAGUAAUCCAACGCCUGGCGCAGUAACCCCCUCUACAACUGCCCCGCCUGGUACUACUAGAGGACCCAGUAGUAUUAAGGGUUGGAACAAGUUGAUCUAUCUUCUAAACCCCAGUUGUGUCUAAGUCUAUGAUCUUUUCAAUUUCAAGGGUGUUGAAAAAAAAGAUAUGCGAGGACGAGGGGCUUCUAGAUCAUAGGUCAACUUGCAACCCCUAAUAGAAAUAGUACUGGAGGUCCUAUCUUGAGCAAUAACCUCCCAGCAGGGACGCAACAGGGGAAAAUGAUGCUUACCGCGACUGGCGCAGUGGUGAACUACUACGGCAGUGCAACUCCUCAACCACCAGCUCACCUGAACGGAGUAGUCCCCCCCUUGAACGGUGCAAUUGGCACGAAUGGGCCACCCUCGUGGACAGCGACUGGUCGAGUACCCUUGAGUGCAAGAGGCGUUAGCAGCAACAUCAACAACUUCCACGGGUACCAUGGGGCACCAGGCACAACAACCGCAGGAGGUCCAGGAGUAGUUUCCGGCUUGAGUGCAGCGCCGCUUAGCGCGAGGACGUACGCCUCGACCAGUAGGCCACCGGGAGCGUAUACUUAUGACAACAAGUAAGUAAGUAAGUACUUAAGUAAGUAAGUAAGUAAGUAAGUAAGUAAGUAAGUGAGUAAGUUAGAAGUAAGUGUUGAGUAUCUAUAAGCAUUUGCACUUUAAAGCAUUUGCACUUCAACUUCUAGUGAUGAAGCAGAGGAUUAUUUCUCAGAUAACCUCCGCUCUCGUGAGUUUGACUUUGAAAUUCUCUAAUCCUCCAGUUACGACGUCGUCUCAAGUUCGAACAAGAGUGCCAAGCAGAUCCUAGGCGAACUGCAGAGAGCACUCACCAUGCAACGCGUGAUGUUCAAGCAAAGCCAUGCUACUACAGGACCUGUGAUGAAAUGCCAGAAACAUGCGGUAUAGUUGGAACCUCUUGUGUCUUGUUUACACUCUGAAGAUUUCUUCGUAGCAGGCUGCUGGGAAAAACAACCUUAGACUACAUACUACUUCUUCGAUCUUCUAUGGUAUACUUAUUUUUGGAUUACCUCCUUUCACCCUAUCGUCCGAAAAAUGUGACCACCUUAUCAACCUCGUCCUUCUAGAUAAAAUUCGACCUCGAAAUCAGCGGACUGGAGGGCGUGGAGAGCCACAUGGUGAAAUUCCGAAGGACAGGGGGAGACGUCACCCAAUACAAAGAACUAUGCAAUAAACUGCUGACGGAAAUCAAAGUCUAAAGAAAUGAUGAAAUGUGAUCUAUAAAUAUCAUUUUCAUUACAAACUAGGGAUAUUGAACCUGUUGUAAGUGAUGUAAGUACCAAAAGAAUUCGCAAACUCGUCAUCGAUUUCAAUCGCAAGUGCGAAAUUUCCAUCACACAAAAUAAUUCUUCUUCUUCGUAUAACGAAUGUUUUGUUUAUCGAAUAAUCUAUACUCACCAAAACCAACUUCUACGUUAAGUGCUAUCUUAAGGGCAUUAAUUUAAAAAUGAGGCUUAAAAAGGAUCAGGUGAUGGCCGCUCCGCCCGUGCGGUUCAUCCUUGAGACUAGUAGGCCCAGUAAGUAUCUGUAUCUAUGCUAGUUAUGUCUUCGUUUUGUAAGCUACGAACAUGACCACCAAAAAUAUCAAAAGAACAUGUUAACAGUACCACAAUAAAGCUAAAGGGUCGUUUCUUUUUGGCAUCUCCCUCUUUUGUGUCCCUUACCUUGGGAGGUGCCCGGGCGUAUGUUUGUUCGUGUAAAUGUAGGGUCCUUCUACUUGAUCGGGGUGUCGCCAUGGUGGAUGAAAAGUGUAGAGUUAUAGAGAUGAAGAUAACGCGCACGCGGAAAAGAGAAGUAUAGAAGUAAACAGGGCCGGUUUUCUUUCUCUUCUCCAUUAUGAUAGAGGACGAACACCGCAGAUGAAACAAAUAACAUAAAUGAAGAAAUACGAUUAGCAUUACUGCUUACAAGUUUCUUAUUUUUUUUGGACAGUAUAAUGUAGUGGUUAAGGUACCGCAACAUCUGAUGAAUCAAACUAUGAUAAUGUAGAAUUAUCCGGUGCUAGUUUUCAAUACCCUUAAAAUCUUAUUGUUUUCGUUUCAUUAGAAGAAAUUCAUAGUCAGGACUAGUAGUCAACAAACAUGUUCGUAUAUUAAUCAUAAUCUUCAAAUAAGUUGUCAAUAUUCCUAUGUAUUCAUGAUAGGUCGUGUGAAUAUCUGUGAUCAUUGAAGAAUUAUUGAUUUGAGUAGAUGGUCAAGGUCAUGUUGUUCGAGCGGCAGAAUAUUUCAGCGGAAGUAGUGUGUGCCCCACUUAUCCCACAAUGAGGUGAUCGCAGAUGGUCUGGGGCCUGUGGGAGCGGCGGCACGAACGCACAGAAAUUGUCUCAGCCAAGCGCGUAGCGCCACGAUGAUGAACAUGAUCGUUUGCAAUUACAACUUAGUACGAGUACCUCCACCUUGUCCGUAUUGAAGAAUUCAAUUUUUCUCUAUCCAUUUCAACAUUAAUCAUUUUCUUUUUUGUAGUGCACAAUCUAAACCUGCACUACCAGCUACUAAUUGCUACACAUGAUCACAAUGAAAACGUCAACGGGUUUCGGUAGACGACAAGAGAACCCGUGAAAGGGUCGACGAGGCAAUCCCACACCUAACGAAUCGUUAAAGUUUACUGCAAGCCACUAAUUAGAAGGACUCUUAUUUUCAUUUGCCUAGCCCCACUAGAUUAAGGACUGUUCAUCUCAAGUUGUAGUUGCGUGCAUGAUAAGAAAUUCAUGAGCAUGAUGAGCUUAUUCAUCGUCAACAGCACCAGUGUGUGCGUACUACCCGAAGAUAAUUCAUGAUGUAGGGCUAAAAAUAUAGAAGAUAUGAUGAGUAGAAGAUACAAAUAAAACGAAUACCAAUUAUCCCAUAGAUAUAAAUGAUCAUCAUUCAUAAGUCGAGUAAAUAUUAUAUAAUCGGGAUAAAGGUAUCAUUUCACGAUCAUUUAGCACCAGGAUAAGGAGAUUAGUAGCUGUUACUAGAAGAUAAAAUGUAAAAAUAUGCGUCGGGGUAUCACGAAGAAGAACAGUGUGACAACGCUCCACCACACAACUAAAUGAAGUCCUUUUCAUCUCAUCAAAAAAUCAAAUCUUUCUUUUUUCGAGCUGAGUAUCCUCCGAAGAAACAGUAAGAAGUUUCGAAAAAGAUAUUGUGACAG
Molecule: messenger RNA, 7279 nt
Organism: Amoebophrya sp. A25
Lineage: Eukaryota; Dinophyceae; Syndiniales; Amoebophryaceae
Source: the annotation of a GenBank genome assembly